ACUACAACAUCAAGCAUGGCCACAGCUGCCUCGAAUCCCUACAGCAUUAUCAGUUCGAUGGUUCAGGCAGACUCUUCGGUCAUGCAACAAGGGAAUCCUUUUAGGAAUCACCAGAAACUUCUACAAAGCGACUACCUCCAAGGAAUUCAGUGCAGUGGACAUCCAAUUAGCCAUCAGUGGGUAAGCAGUUUAUCUGAGGGACAUCCGUGGUCAGCAUCUCUGUCUGGCAGCCCUUUAGAGCAGCAGGACGUGAAACCGGGACGAGAGGAUCUCCAACUUGGGGCAAUCAUUCAUCACAGAUCUUCUCAUGUCGCCCAUCACUCACCCCAUUCAAAUCAUCCAGGUGCGUGGGGGACAUCCGUGUCUCACAACUCAUCUGUAAACACCGGGGGACAAGCAAUUAACAUUUAUCCGCAGGCCGGUUUCACGGUCAAUGGCAUGUUGGACCACGGAGGUCUCACGCCUCCCUCGAACUCUUUGGAAAACCAGGGCUUGCAUCUAGGAAUAAGAGACAACCCAGAUCACGCCGAUAUCGGGGGACACCACUGUCAUGACCACUCCGAUGAGGAAACACCAACCUCGGAUGAAUUGGAACAGUUCGCCAAACAGUUCAAACAAAGGCGGAUCAAGCUUGGCUUUACGCAGGCAGAUGUUGGUCUCGCUUUGGGCACUUUAUAUGGCAAUGUCUUUUCACAGACGACCAUCUGUAGGUUCGAAGCCUUGCAGCUUAGUUUUAAGAACAUGUGCAAGCUGAGACCUUUAUUGAACAAGUGGUUAGAAGAGGCUGACUCGUCCACUGGGAAUCUCAGCAGCAUUGACAAAAUUGCGGCGCAGGGAAGGAAAAGAAAGAAAAGGACGUCCAUAGAGGUGAGCGUGAAAGGGGUACUGGAGUCGCACUUUCUUAAAUGUCCCAAGCCCGCAGCACAGGAAAUCUCCUCUUUGGCUGACAGUCUGCAGUUGGAGAAAGAAGUGGUUCGUGUCUGGUUUUGCAACCGACGACAAAAGGAGAAAAGGAUGACUCCUUCGGGGGAUCCGCAGACUCACGAGAUAUAUCCCCGCAAAAUCAAUGCGGACAGUGCAGCGUGCCGUGAUCUCUGACUAAAGAGCGGGGAUUUAUGCCCAUCAAGACUGACGACGACAAGCAUGGGGCGGAUUGUCUUUUAUUUGUUUCCUUUGUAAUUUCUGGUGGUGCGAUGAUGACAAUGAUCAAAGGCAACUAUUAAAAAAAACUUACCGUUUUCUCACGUCGGGGCAACGUAUCCACACAGACUGAUGUUUAAUCUGUUUUAUAAAAGAAAAAAUUUAUUACCAAAUUAAAAUAUUGAUUCAAAACUUGAUUUUAUAAAGAGGGAUCUUGACUGAAACAAUUUACACGAAAUUGCCCGAUGGCACAGGAGAGUGUUGAAUAUCGGGACACACACACACACACACACACACACACACACACACACACACUUACUCAUUUAAAUAUGAAGUUCUAUUUCUUCGUAGCGACGAAUAAAGCCAAAUUAAAUAUUUGGGGGAUACACGUCCUCCCUGGUUCCUGCACCCCGACUGUGCCUAUUAAUAACUUCCCAGCGCCUAAAUAUUAGGCGAAGGUGUUUCUAUUUAAUUACAGUAUUUUUGGUACUUCGGGUUUGGCUAGAUAAAUGGAUGGGGGGGGGGGUUACAGAUAGUAUUCCGUUUAGAACCAAAAAUUUCAAAUUUAAGUCUAUCGUAUUUAUUAUAGUUCAAAAACUUUCCUCGCUGCGACACUACAGUGAAGAUUUUACAGCAUUACGUGGUAAGUCACUUUAUGAAACGCCUUCUUCGUAGUCAGACACCUUUCAGCUGAUGUCCCAGGCGUAUCGUUACACUUAUUUAUAAGGCAUGUUUAUCAGAUUAACGCUGUAUGUUAUCAAUAUACGGGACAGAUGUAUAUUUCAGCAGUGCGUCCUCUAUAUGGGGCCUAGCAUAAACAAGCGAAGUAACACCAUCCAAACUAGGUUUCUGAAAUGAAAUAACAAAGCUUCGAAGGCGUAUUACUUGGCUAGAAAUUUCUUCUUAUCAAUAGUUACAUUUUGAAUAUAGUUCUGUCCUCGAGCACAAUACUUUCGUGUAUUUUUGGUACUAGAACAGAACCAUAAGAUAUUUUACAAUGUAACAGCAUUGGGGUGCAUCUCAUUAUUCUGCCUGAAGUUUAAAAGCCUCGUUUCUAGUAUUAUUGAUGAAUUUCUUUAAUAUUUUCCAAUUUGCUAUUGUACAGUUUUGUAUAGAACCUUAAAAAAUUUAUUUAAAAAUGCA
This is a messenger RNA of Brienomyrus brachyistius, 2283 nucleotides long. RefSeq names its product POU domain, class 3, transcription factor 4-A-like. Gene Ontology annotation, molecular function: RNA polymerase II cis-regulatory region sequence-specific DNA binding; DNA-binding transcription factor activity, RNA polymerase II-specific. The transcript has a single exon. The record is from RefSeq and is a predicted model, not a curated record. Lineage: Eukaryota; Metazoa; Chordata; Actinopteri; Osteoglossiformes; Mormyridae. The coding region runs from base 16 to 1098 and encodes 360 amino acids. Gene Ontology annotation, biological process: brain development; regulation of transcription by RNA polymerase II. Gene Ontology annotation, cellular component: nucleus.